AUGAUGUACAAGGAGAAAUACCGAAAUCGUAGUAAAGAGUACUACGAACAAAAAUCGCGUUUCAAGAGUCAUACUGUAGAUCCUUACAAACGACAGGAUACAAUUUUCAAUUUGGGAGCAGCUUUGACAAGAGAUGGUAAUUUGAUUCUACAGGAGCGGCCUGAAAUGGCAGGCUUGCUGGCAAUUUCCUCAGAGAUGUCGUGGAGGUUGUCUAGCGGAGAUGACAGAGAUGACAUGCCGGUGACAAACUCUGCGCAAUGCAAAGCUUGGGCUUCGUUGAAACAAAGCUUGGGCUUCGUUGAAACUCUAUCCUUGGUUGAAAACGAGCCUGCCGAAACAUUCAUUUCCAUUCGUGGAGGCUUCGUCCAAAUGGACGAACUUCGUCGGACACCUUCGUCCAAUGGACGAACUUCGUCGGACCGACGAAACCUCUAUAAUUAA
Cylindrotheca closterium is the source of this 441-nucleotide messenger RNA. Lineage: Eukaryota; Bacillariophyta; Bacillariophyceae; Bacillariales; Bacillariaceae. The record is from the annotation of a GenBank genome assembly.